GCCCUGAGAAUCCUCGUUUUUCAGAUGUCUCACAUCUUCUCACUCACAUCGCUUCGAAAGGACACCUUCAUCACGAAACCCAAACGAAGCUCAAGGCUCACCAGGACAUCACCGCUGCGGUCAAGCUUCAACAUUACGAGGAGUAGUACUCUCAAAAUGGCAUCGAGGCACUGCUGGUUGAUCGAAUGAGAACAAAACAGUUGAAGGAAGAGGCUCGUAGCAGGCGCAAUCAAGGAAAUCAAUUUGCCUCUGCCAAGCAAAACAAGCGGAAAAUUAAACAGGAGACAUCAAUGAGCCCUGCCAUCAAGCUCGAAGGAGACGAACUUCUAGAAGAUUUCCCACUCUUCCCGGGCUUCUUUGACCAUGACCAAGAUCACGAUGUUCAAGAAGAAUUCUCUCUGGGAGCCGAAUCAAUGUCUCUGAAGGGCCAAGUGUGGCCAGGAAUGGGGAAAAUGGAUCUCGCCGACGACGAGAUGAGGCGAACUCGGAACCAAAAGAAGCCCAAGUCCGUGAUCGAUAGAAUGAAAAGGGCUUCAGAACGUAUCGAACCUACUCAAGUCAUCAUGACAUCUGAACUAGAGGUUGAAAGGACGAAGGAUGUGUAUGAUGAUACGUCCUCUCCUGCUCCUGGCCAGGAAGAAUCAACACCACCACGAAAAGCUCCAAAAACAAAGCGCAAAAAGGCUACACCUCUUGCUGAAAUCUCGGCCAACGCUCCCAAGCAACGCCGUAGUACUGCUCGUGGCCCAAAAUCUGGUACGGGAAAGAAGACAAACCCUGCAAAGAAACAAAGUCGCGAGAAAGAACCCAAGACAUAUCCUCCAUCAGAACACCUGCAAGAUAUCCAAGAUGUUUUCCGUGAUGAAAAGGAACGGCCAGCUUCCAUCAGCGAACCUCCACUUCCUGCCACUCGGAGUGAUAGACGAUUCGAUCUUCGCACGAAGCAUGGAGCUCGAAGCAUCGACAACUUUCUUCAUUCGAAUUUUGUUUCUCCCACGCCACAGUCGAGAGAUCUAGCACCACGACAACUCCUAGGCCGAGAGACGUCUAACUCACUUCGGCCUGAAUCAUUCCCCCCAGGCACAUUCAGCCACGUCGAAGCUUCGUAUGCGUUGAAAGACGCUACGAUCUACAAUGCUUCGUCACGCCUUCCAUUCGUCUCUCCAAAUUUCGAUCAAUUUCGAGGACUUGACCCAGAUCAGUUUCGAUUGGCCGCAGACUAUGGAUUCCAGCUGAAGCAUGAAGACUACACGGGAUCAAUCACGGGAGAUACAACACAAGGGACAAACAACAGUCCUUUCAUGGGGGUACCUGGAACCAACCCUCUUUUUUCUCAUGACAGGUCAUUCUUGAAUCCUUACAGCCGAGCUACACCAAAUGCAACAUUCUCUCCAUUGUCAUUUUCGUCUGUCAACCGACAGCAAGAUCACUUACACAACGAUGGAGGAAUGAAACCGCAGACACAAAUUUGUGAGCCAAACGAGAACAAUGGUGGCAUUGGAGAGGAGCAAGAGUUAAGCAUCAACGCAUCCUGGAACCUGCAUGGUACAGAAAAUGACCUGGAUUUCCCCCACGGCCUUGCAGUGGACGACUCACAAAUGUGACUGGCAAGAUGAGCACCGAGGAAGAAGGCCGCUGUCGACAAUAGCUCCAGUCAUAUGCCUGGUGGCCCUGCGGUCACCCAAGGCAGAAACGAGCAUUGAAAAAUUCACAUGCAUAAAUGGAGUUCGACAAUCUCCAAAGUCAUGGCGAGUCGUGUUACAUCAAUGGUUCUCAACUCUCAUGACAGCCACCAAAAUGACUUGAACAUGCUGUACAUAGUACAUACGACUUCCUACGCCUAUUCUUUUUUACCCACUCACGUUUUUGACAUUCUAUUCUUCUUUUUGCACUUUUCACAAAAUG
Fusarium redolens is the source of this 1905-nucleotide messenger RNA. RefSeq lists its product as uncharacterized. The coding region runs from base 186 to 1604 and encodes 472 amino acids. The transcript is spliced from 7 exons. Lineage: Eukaryota; Fungi; Ascomycota; Sordariomycetes; Hypocreales; Nectriaceae. The record is from RefSeq and is a predicted model, not a curated record.